AUGCCGCCUGCCGGAGCUCACAACCCCACCACGGAGGCACUAAGCCCCACCUCGCCGUCGCACGCCGCCCGCCGCAAACCAACGUCCGCGACUCCACCAUGGAGCCGCCAAGCACUGCCCGCCAACAGAGCGCGCACCACAUCGAGGGACAACGAGGGCGGAGAAGCUAGAUCUGGCCAAGCCCGAUCAGGAUCCGGCCUCUCCCCGCGCUUACGCCGCUCCCGCAGCCCUGCAUCUCGCUCGCGCUCAUGGCGUUGCAGACAGCGCGCGCAACGCCGCGGAGAGGGGAGAAACAGCCCCGCCGCCACCUUCCUUGGGGCACGCGCGGACUUCGCCGGCGGCCCCUCCAGCGGCGGCGAAGCGAGGGAGCGAGGGUCUGGCGGCGGCGACCCUAGGUUCCUUGGAUCGGGGGAGGAGGAGAUGAGGGAGCGAUGGAGCGGGGGCCUGGCGGCGGCGGCGCUGCGGCGCUAG
This is a messenger RNA of Aegilops tauschii subsp. strangulata, 471 nucleotides long. Lineage: Eukaryota; Viridiplantae; Streptophyta; Magnoliopsida; Poales; Poaceae. The record is from RefSeq and is a predicted model, not a curated record.